CUGAGUUUAUCCGACCCGACUAUAAUUUAUGGACGGCCGUAGAGCGGCACUAAAGUGACUUUGAGGAUGUCCAUUUACUAACUUGGACUAAAUAGGGGUUAUAUAGCAAUAGCAGGAAUCCGAAUUAGGAUUUACAGUUGAUAGUUGGGCUCGGGAACUACAAUUAGGGUUUUCAUCACGAACAGACAUCAGCUGAAAUACCUACACACUUUUUAGUCGAAAAGAUGAAUUCUGCACCAAAAUCUUAGACUUUUCAUCUCAUAUGUGAUUGGUUUGUAAAUAAAUCGUAGUCGCUUAGUGUUUAUUCAGAUCAAGUAAUAAGUAUAUUACACUCGUGGAACUCUAUUAAUAUUUGCAGCUUGUUUUCCAGUGAAGGUUCAUCUUCUUAAAAAUUUCCACUGAUGGGGCUGAUACCACUUGUUUGUGCAGGGCAUUCUAGUCAUUGAUCACUCCCUUAAAAUAUCGGAACUCCACUCUGAUUUUAUUAGUAUUGUUUAUUUGGUGAUGUUUAAAAAAUAGAGUUUUCUGACCGCCCUGAGAAGCAAUGUUAACAUGUUUGGAAUGUCUCUGCAUCUAAAUGUAGUAUGUUGCUUCAGGACUGAUCUGUUUCAACUCCUGAACUAAUGAUAGAAAGUGAAGUAGUUGAGUGUAGUAACAAUUUCAGUUAUCUUGGAAAUCUUCUGAAUGGAAGGUGCUUGCAAAGUCACAUAUUUCUAUAUGGCAGCAUCAAAAUGGAUUAGGCAAUUAAACUUAUUCUUGGAAUGGACAGGUCAUGGUGUUCUAUGGAUAGGAUUUGUUUUAAUUUGGCUUAUUACAUUGUUAGUUGAUAAUGCACAUGGCAUUAAGUCCUAUUCAUCUUUGGAAACAAUAUGGAAUUGGAAAAAUCCUUCUAUUGAACAACAGUCUAACAUUGUAGUCAACCGAAAUAUUACAAAACCAUUCUGCUUACUUAUUGCUUUAUUAUUCGAUGCAAUAAUGGUCGGUUUAAUUAAAUUUAUAUUUCGACGUCAAAGACCUAAAGAAAAUAAUGAUUCAGAUAUGUUAUUCACUGUUAGUAUUGAUGCUUGGUCAUUCCCUUCUGGUCAUGCUAGCCGAUCAACAAUGUUAUUCUUUUUAAUUUCUCAUCUUUGGUUGUCUACAUCUACAUUAUGGUUAAUAUUAUUAUUAUUUUGGAAUUUAAUUAUAUGUUAUUCACGUUAUGCAAUGCAUCGUCAUCAUUUCAUUGAUAUUCUAGCCGGUUAUACAUUAGGUUAUAUAGAAUAUUGGUUAAUUAUACAAUUGAAUUAUGAAUAGAUGGAUCUAUUAAGCAUAUAUAUAUGUUUAAUUUGGAAACGGCAGACGAAACAAUGUUAGUGGCGAAAUGUAUGAACAUCUUAAUUCAAGUUUAUUUGUCUCUGUGUAUGUUCGUGUGUGUGUGUAUGUAUAGGUCAGUGUUUGUGCAAUUAUCCUCCCCUCUCUCUCUCUCCUUUAAAGAACAACAACAAGUACAAAUGAUUAUGCAAUCGAAUCCUUCAUAUUUUCAUAUUUUUUUAAAAAAAAUUAUACUUCUGUUUCUAUAUAUGAUUUUUUAAUUGAACCAUGUACCGAUUGUCCUUUAUGAUUAUUAAAGAUAAUAUGUAUUACUUUUAUUCUAAUGUCCCAACUUUUCCUGUGAUUUGGUCUUUCUUUUUAUCUUUUAUUUUUUAAGAAACAAAAAGGAAUUACAUUCUGGUUAAACA
Molecule: messenger RNA, 1718 nt
Organism: Schistosoma guineensis
Lineage: Eukaryota; Metazoa; Platyhelminthes; Trematoda; Strigeidida; Schistosomatidae
Source: the annotation of a GenBank genome assembly